Messenger RNA from Zea mays, 1781 nucleotides. RefSeq names its product MLO-like protein 1. Gene Ontology annotation, biological process: defense response. The transcript is spliced from 12 exons. Gene Ontology annotation, cellular component: membrane. NCBI's taxonomy places the organism in Eukaryota, Viridiplantae, Streptophyta, Magnoliopsida, Poales, Poaceae. Bases 101 to 1600 code for a protein of 499 amino acids. The record is from RefSeq and is a predicted model, not a curated record.
UAAAAGGAAACGAAGGAAACGGCAGAAGCGCCGAGCGCGCGCUCCUGGAGUGGCAGCGAAUCUUGGAAGGAAAGCAGGGUCGAGAACAGGUGUACGGACAAUGGCGGAGGCCGACGAGACGGCGGCGCUGCAGUACACACCGACGUGGAUCGUGGCGGCGGUCUGCUCCAUCAUCGUGCUCAUCUCCCUCGCCGCCGAGCGGGGCCUCCAUCACCUCGGCAAGACGCUCAAGAAGAACCAUCAGAGGCCGCUCUACGAGGCGCUCCUCAAGGUCAAAGAAGAGCUGAUGCUUCUGGGGUUCAUCUCCCUGCUGCUCACGGUGUUGCAGGGGACGAUCCAGAGGACAUGCAUUCCUCCCAGCUGGACAGACUACAUGCUGCCGUGCCAAAGACCGGGGCACGACGAGGCUCCUGCUGCGGCCGCCUCCAUGGCGGCGCGUUUUGUCGCCGCCGACAUCCUCGGUGGGAUCAGUUGGGCACGCGUGCUCAGCGAGGGCGAGGGUGCGGCGGCCCAAGCCGGGCUGUGCGAGAAGGAGGGGAAAGUUCCACUGCUGUCCCUUGAAGCCCUGCAUCAGCUGCACAUCUUCAUAUUUGUUCUGGCUGUCUCGCACGUAUUUUUCUGUGCUUCAACUAUGUUGCCAGGAUGUGCAAAGGUAAUUAAGAUGCUUAUGGCAUGUCAGUUAAUAACCAGUGGAACUCUGGUUGCUUGCUUCUGCCGGCUCCUUACCGUUCUCUUUUUAUUUACUCAGAUACGCAAAUGGAAGAAGUGGGAGGAGGAAAUUCAGAAAAUCGCUGCAGAAAAUGGACCCAAGAAGGUGUUACCUAUGCAUCAAGUUUCAUUUAUCAGAGAACGUUACAAGGGUAUUGGCACAGAUUCCAAGACGUUGUGUUGGCUGCAUUCAUUUCGUAAGCAGUUUUAUGGUUCGGUAGCUAAAUCAGACUACGCCGCAAUGCGUCUUGGUUUUAUCAUGACUCACUGUCGCGGGAACCUGAAAUUUGAUUUCCACAGAUACAUGGUGAGGGUUUUAGAGUCUGAUUUUAAGAAAAUAGUUGGUACAAGCUGGCACUUGUGGAUCUUCGUGGUGAUAUUUCUGCUGCUCAAUGUCAACGCCUCAACGCUUCUGCUAGCCGUUGGCACAAAGCUGGAGCACGUAAUAGCACAGCUAGCCUACGACGUAGCCGAGAAGCAGACGGCGAUCGAGGGCGAUCUGGUCGUGACGCCAUCGGACCAGCACUUCUGGUUCGGGCGGCCGCGUAUCAUCCUGCACCUCAUCCACUUCAUCCUCUUCCAGAACGCGUUCGAGCUCGCCUUCUUCUUCUGGAUACUGAUGACCUAUGGAUUGGAGUCCUGCUUCAUGGACCAUAUCGGUUUCCUGGUGCCCAGGCUCGUUCUCGGGGUCGUCAUUCAGCUUCUCUGCAGCUACAGCACGCUGCCGCUUUAUGCAAUUGUUACCCAGAUGGGGAGCUACUACAAGAAGGAGAUCUUCAACGAGCAUGUGCAGCAGGGCGUGCUGGGCUGGGCACAGAAGGCCAAGAAGAGAUCGGGGGUGAAGGAGGUCAGCUCGCCGUCCGAACCCAUGCACGGCGAAGAUGCGGCCUAGGAUUGGGAUGCCGAGGGUAACGGGUAGCUGGCGAGGACAAUGAUGCAGCAGUUGUAAAGCACAGACUAGCUGUAAUUUUUUUGCAGAUAGAACCGUAAAACACUGCUCGUAAUCUUUACUAUUAUAAAUCACACCAGUUUUGACAGUACUCAAUAACAAGUAGCAGCGAGUUUCCAUCUAA